Messenger RNA from Phytophthora nicotianae INRA-310, 2805 nucleotides. RefSeq lists its product as hypothetical. Gene Ontology annotation, molecular function: homoserine dehydrogenase activity; aspartate kinase activity. Bases 37 to 2718 code for a protein of 893 amino acids. The record is from RefSeq and is a predicted model, not a curated record. NCBI's taxonomy places the organism in Eukaryota, Oomycota, Peronosporomycetes, Peronosporales, Peronosporaceae. Gene Ontology annotation, biological process: aspartate family amino acid biosynthetic process; L-homoserine biosynthetic process. The transcript has a single exon.
CGAAAAGCUCCAAGGAGCAGAGGACAAGUGGUGACGAUGGCAGACAAGUUCGUGGUGCACAAAUUCGGCGGCACGUCCGUGGGCAGCGCCGACUGCUUCGCCAAGGUGGCGGACAUCGUGUCGGGUAAUGAGGCCCCGCGCAUGGCUGUGGUGGUGUCGGCCAUCGGUGGCAAACCCAAGGUCACGGACCUGCUUAUCUCGCUGCUCGAACUGGCCAAGCAGCGCCGCACGGCCGAAUGCGACGAAAUCCUGGCCACGCUCCGUAAGAAACACCACGACGUGGUGAGCACACUUCUUCCUGCUGAGGUGGGUGAGCCCAUCGAAAAGGCCAUCGAGCGCGACCUUCAGUCCGUCUCGGAGCUGCUGCGCUCCAUCUCCAUCAUGCAGGCGUACAACGAGAACGUGGUGGAGUUCAUCUCAGGUCACGGUGAGAUCUGGUCGGCCAAGAUCCUCACAGCUGUACUAAGCCAGAAGAUGCAGGACGACGGCAAAAAACACCGUUUCCAGUUCGUGGAUGCCCGCGACUUCCUGACAGUCGAGCCGGACAACGAGCACGGUCCGGUGGUGCAGUACGAUCUGUCAGAACAGAAGCUUAAUGCGAUCCUGAAGAACGGAGAGGGCGAUGAGCUCACGCACGUGGUCAUCACUGGUUUUAUCUGCAGCACCGUCGAGGGCGUCAUGACCACACUCAAGCGUGACGGUAGCGACUUCACAGCCUCGAUCUGUGGUCGUGUGCUACACGCCAGCAGCGUCACGAUUUGGACGGAUGUGAGCGGUGUAUUAAGCGCUGACCCACGACGUGUGCCAGAGUCUCAGAUUCUGCCCGAGAUCUCGUACCAGGAGGCCAUGGAGCUUGCGUACUUCGGUGCCAAGGUCAUCCACCCGAAGACUAUGGCGCCUGCCAUCGUGGAGGACAUUCCUAUCUACAUCCGAAAUACAUUUGAGCCUGAACACCCGGGCACGAAGAUCUCAGACCGCAAGAAGGUGGAGCUCAAGCGCACCAUGUCGAACGGAACUCCCACAGCUCGCAACAUUGUGAGCGGAUUCUCCACUGUAGAUGACUUGGCACUGUUUAACAUUGAAGGCAGUGGCAUGGUCGGUGUGCACGGCACGUCUUCACGGCUAUUCAGCGCGCUGGACCGCGUCAAGGUGAACGUUGUGCUCAUUGCGCAGGCCAGUUCGGAGCACUCGAUCUGCUUCGCUGUGCCCAUGGACUGCGCCGAAGUCGCCAAGGAGGUGAUUAACGAGACUUUCUUCAAGGAGAUCCACGUCGGACACAUCGACAAGACCGAGUACAUUGCGCCUAUCAGUAUCAUUGCUGCUGUAGGUGAUCAGAUGAACCAGACUCCCGGUGUCUGCGCCCGUUUCUUCGGUGCUCUAGGCCGUGCAAAGAUCAACGUGUUGGCUAUCUCACAGGGAUCCUCGGAGCGUAAUAUCUCGGCUGUGGUACACUACAAGGACUCGGCCGCUGCGCUGCGUGCUGUACACUCGUCGUUCUUCCUGUCGGACCAGACCCUUUCCAUCGGUCUAAUGGGUCUCGAGUUCGAUGAAGACGAGACCAACAGCAUCGGUGUGGCUCUACUGAAGCAGUACCAUCAGCAACGCGAGUACCUGAAGCAGCGCUUCAACGUGGACAUCCGUGUGCGUGCUAUCGGCACACACAUCACCUCGCAGAUGCUGCUGGACGUCGACGGUGACAUCACCGAAGAAGCCUUGGCAGCCCGGCAGGACGAAUUCGUGCCGUUCGACCGGAACAAGUUCCUAGAUCACGUCUGCGCAGACCAUUUGCCACACUGGCUCAUCGUUGACGUUUCCAACAGCUCACAUCACGUCAAGGACUUGUACCCGCAGUGGCUGGCGCGCAAGGUGCACGUCAUGACGUCGAACAUUAACGUGUCGUCGGCCUCGACGGAGCAGCACAACGCCAUGCAGGAGAUGGCGAUUCAGAACGAACUAACGUACGAUCCGGAGGCAACGCUGGCUAUUGGUGUGCCCAUUUUCAACACCAUCCAAAACUUCAUCCAGACAGGCGACGAUAUCCAGCGGGUGGAAUACUCGGGAAGCCGCUUCUUGCACGCUGUUUUCGACGCUGUGUUCGCACUACCGGAGCCGGCGGAGGCUGAUCUUGGAGCUAUUAUGAAGGACCUUAUGGAUCAGUACAAGAACGAGUUCAGCGUGCGUGAUAUCGUGGACGACGUCAUGGGCGUACGUAGUGCCAAGAAGGCCAUUAUGAUCGCUCGCGAGAUGGGCUACGACAUCGAGAUGAAGGACGCCAACAUUGAGAGUCCCUGGGAUCCCAGCGCCACGGUUGCUGGCAGUCAGGACGAGGUCGGAGCCUGGAGCUACGAUUAUCUAUUGGAGCACCUCGUGAAGGCCAGCGAGCCGUUGAAGCAGCAGAUCGCCAAGACUGUAGCAGACCCGAAACAGGCACUGCAGCUGCGUCAAAUGUCAUACAUCGACGCUGCCACGGGCAAGAUCUCGGUGCGGGUGGAGGCUCUGCCGCCGACCCACUCCUUCGCAUCGCUCAAGUGCCGUCAGGGUGGCUUUGCCUUCUACACGCUGCGGCAUUCGCUACACCCCGUGGUGGUCACGGGUCCCAUCGCAGACUGCUCGAUCACGGCGGGAUCUCUUUUUGGUAGCACACUGUUCCUGGCGAGAAAUUGCGGUGCACGCGCCCACAACUGCGACCACAGAUGCCAGAUCAACAACAAGAAGUAAGCGAGAGCCUCGAACUCUUGUGCACGUGAGCGUUAGUACAUAGAGAACCCAUAAACGACGUCAACAAGUGCCAUGUUCAUCAAACUG